GCAGGUCACAUGACGCUCGCUCGCUCGCUCGCUCUCGAGUCGGCAGGCCUGCGGAGCGGCGAUGGCGAACGUGGCCACCCGGGUAUCGUGGUCCGGCCGGGAGGGAGAGGCCGAGGGCCGGGGCGAGACCACGCCGCUGCUGAACGGCACGGGCGGGCAGUUGAGCCCUUCUUCAUCUUCCUUGCGAUUUGGGCGCCUGAGCAAUGUGGAUCUUGGGGACCAUGAUAGCAUGGAAACGGAGGCCCCUCAGUCCCUCCCCAGCGAGAUUCCACACAACAACAAGCUUCUCUCCCUCAAGUACGAAAGCUUGGACUAUGACAACUGUGAGAACCAGCUCUUCUUGGAAGAAGAGAAGAGAAUUAACCAUACGGCAUUCCGAACAGUGGAAAUUCAGCGCUGGUUCAUCUGUGCCAUGAUUGGCAUCCUGACCGGCCUGGUCGCUUGCUUCAUUGACAUCACGGUCGAGACCUUAGCAGGGCUCAAGUACAAGCUGGUGAAGGGCAAUAUUGACAAAUUCACAGAGACGGGACGCCUCUCCUUCUCUUUGCUCCUCUGGGCCACUGUGAACGCAGGCUUUGUGAUGGCCGGUUCCAUCAUUGUCGCAUUCCUGGAGCCCGUGGCCGCCGGCAGCGGAAUUCCUCAAAUCAAGUGCUACCUGAAUGGAGUCAAGAUCCCACACGUGGUUCGGCUGAAGACCCUGAUGGUUAAAGUCUGUGGCGUGAUCUUCUCGGUGGUUGGAGGCCUGGCAGUGGGGAAGGAAGGGCCGAUGAUCCACUCGGGGGCUGUCAUCGCAGCUGGCAUUUCUCAAGGGCGCUCGACUUCCUUGAAGAGGGACUUUAGGAUCUUUGAGUAUUUCCGGAGGGAUACCGAGAAGCGGGAUUUUGUCUCGGCCGGAGCUGCCGCUGGCGUCUCAGCUGCCUUUGGGGCCCCUGUUGGCGGGGUCCUCUUCAGCUUGGAAGAAGGUGCUUCCUUUUGGAACCAGUUCCUGACCUGGCGGAUUUUCUUCGCCUCCAUGAUCUCCACCUUCACCCUCAACUCCAUUCUCAGUGUCUACAAGGGCAACCCCCUCGACCUGUCCAGUCCUGGUCUCAUCAACUUCGGCAAGUUUGAUUCCGAGAAAAUGGGGUACACGUUCCAAGAAAUCCCCAUCUUCAUCUUCAUUGGUGUGUUGGGGGGGAUCCUUGGCGCCAUGUUCAAUGCUCUGAACUACUGGUUGACAAUGUUCCGGAUCAGGUACAUCCACCGCCCGUGCCUGCAGGUGAUUGAGGCCGUGCUGGUGGGGGCCGUGACGGCAGCGAUUGCCUUUGUCCUCAUCUACAGUUCUACAGACUGCCAGCCGCUCCAGGACAACAGCAUGGCCUACCCACUGCAGCUCUUUUGCCCUGAUGGGCAGUACAACUCAAUGGCUGCUGCCUUCUUCAACACCCCUGAGAAGAGUGUGGUCCGCCUCUUCCAUGACCCUCCAGGCACCUACGACCCCAUGACCUUGGGCUUGUUCACCUUGGUGUAUUUCUUCCUGGCCUGCUGGACCUACGGGCUGACAGUGUCCGCGGGUGUCUUCAUCCCUUCCCUGCUCAUCGGUGCUGCCUGGGGCCGCCUCUUCGGAAUUUCCUUGUCCUACAUUCCCAAUGGCUUGAUCAGGGCCGACCCAGGGAAAUAUGCCCUAAUGGGAGCCGCAGCACAGCUGGGUGAGUACAGAAGAGUUGGGCCCCUUUCCAAGGCCUCCACGGGGGGAGAGGGCUGGCUGUGCUUCAGCAGAGUCCAAUUCGGCUUGUAUGAUAUGCACAUCCAGCUCCAGAGCGUCCCCUUCUUGCACUGGGAGGCACCGGUCACUUCGCACUCGUUUACUGCAACCCAGGUGAUGAGCACCCCAGUCACCUGCCUGCGGCAGAGUGAGAAAGUGGGGACAGUUGUGGAUAUCCUCAGCGACACGGCUUCCAAUCACAAUGGCUUCCCCGUGGUCGAGAGCAGCCCUGGCAGCAACCAGAUGAUGGGCCUGCGGGGCCUGAUCCUGCGCUCUCAGCUGAUUGUGCUCCUGAAGCAUAAGGUCUUCGUGGAGCGGGCCAGCCUGUCUCUGCGGCAGCGGCGGCUGAAGCUGAAGGAUUUCCGGGAUGCCUACCCUCGCUUCCCCCCCAUCCAGUCCAUCCACGUCUCCCAGGAUGAGCGCGAAUGCAUGAUGGACCUGACCGAGUUCAUGAACCCCUCGCCCUACACUGUGCCACAGGAGGCCUCCCUCCCGAGAGUUUUCAAGCUCUUCCGAGCCCUGGGCUUGCGCCACCUGGUGGUCGUGGACAAUCAGAACCAGGUGGUGGGGCUGGUCACUCGGAAGGACUUGGCCCGCUAUCGGCUGGGGAAGAAGGGCAUUGAGGAGAUGCUCUUGGCCAAGACGUGACUUUGCUGGGCUGCUCAGGACUCGAGUGAUGCACUGAAGCUCUCUGGCACAGAGGCCCAAAACUUCACCCCCAGCUGCGCCCGCCUCCCCACAGCUCUUUUCACUGCUCUGCGCGGGGUGGGGGGUGUAGUGGGCUCCUUGGAGAGAGUGGAGGGCGGGCAGAGAGUGGUGAUGGCAGGCAGACCUGCUGCAACCUGGGCUUGGUGUGGCUUUUGUGUGUCUUUCACGCAUUCAUGGGUUCUCGGCACGCUUUCCUUAGCCCAUUGCUCACCGACUGUGCCUUCCAAGCCCCUCCACGGGCAGGAACCAUCCCAAGCAGGCCCAGAGCCUGUCUGCUUCCCUUCUCCCUUCCCUCCAGCAAGGAGGGGGCCUGGGGAGUGAGGUGUGUCACCCGAUACUUGCUCUUUUCCAGCUUUUCUCUCUGUGGUUGAAAGGGACCAAGCAAGGCCAGCCUUGUCCCCCCCCCCCAUGUCCACUGCUGGCCCCCCAAGAUGUCCAGAGAGAAUUCAGUUGGAGGAGGGGGGCUUCGUCAGUUGGGCCGACCAGCAGCCCUUUUCCUGAGGCUUCGGUUUUACCUUUUUUUCUGCCCUGCGAGGCCUCAAAGCUUUGCUGUCUUCUACAGCAUGCGCAACUGUACCUCAAAAGUCCUUUUUUUGUGCUGAAAUAAAAAUGAAUUAGGUUUUUC
Ahaetulla prasina is the source of this 3077-nucleotide messenger RNA. RefSeq names its product chloride voltage-gated channel 7 (gene CLCN7). The coding region runs from base 62 to 2392 and encodes 776 amino acids. The transcript is spliced from 24 exons. Lineage: Eukaryota; Metazoa; Chordata; Lepidosauria; Squamata; Colubridae. Gene Ontology annotation, biological process: transmembrane transport; chloride transport. Gene Ontology annotation, cellular component: intracellular membrane-bounded organelle; lysosomal membrane. The record is from RefSeq and is a predicted model, not a curated record. Gene Ontology annotation, molecular function: voltage-gated chloride channel activity.